AUGGAGGCCGCAUUCGGUGUGAUCGCAUUGACAGGUCAAGUAGUGGACACUAGCUUCAAGAUCAAAAAAGUCGUUGGAACAUUCAAAUCUGCCCCUGAAGAAAUCAGAGGCCUGUCGUCAAAACUCGAUUUUGUGGGAUUGACUUGUGACAGUCUUGGGAAACUCAUCGAUGAUGAAUUGCGUUUAUUUGGAGUUUCCAGUCUAGUUGAUGAAGGAGUAGACGCUGUCCUGAAAAGAGUUAAAGGGUCUUUGCUAAAGCUUGAGGAGGUAGUUAACAAGUUAGAGAGCAAAGGGAGUGGGACGAAAGGUCAAAAAUUGUCUUUCCUCCGUAGGAAGGAUGACAUCAAGACCUUGAAGGAAGAAUUAGAAGAACAGGUCAGUUUGCUGCAGCUUAAGCUCACGACAGCAACCUAUAAAAAGCAGGCAUUGCGUGGCAAACAAACAUCAAUACAUGACAAACAACCCGAAAACCCCAUCUCCUCAACGACAUACUGUACUCAUGAGCCACCUAAACAACCUGAAGAAUCCGCACUUUCGAAAACAACGAGGGUAGUAUUGGACAGGUUUACGUCGGAAACAGCAUGGCUUCUCGGUAUCCAGAGCUUAGUUGACAAUAGAAAGGUCACUAAGAAGUCAAAAUGGAAGAACGGGGAAGAGACAAUCACAACGAACGAGACUAAAAGUUUGACUAUCAGACAUCAGUCAAGUACUUAUGCCAUCCAGUUGAUGUGGUGGUUUACCGGGUCGAUGUCCAUAUCCUGCUCGCUGAAUAUCCCGCACAUCAUCGACAGCAGAACUCACAAUCAGGUCAAGUGGAGGUUAUACAGAUACUGCUACGGAGGAAGCAUUCGAGGUCUCCAAGAUAUGUUUUCAGAAAAGGUCAUUACGCCUACGACUCUUAUUGAUGGAGCAACACUGUUCGAAUGGGCGGCUUCUUUUCCUCAGCCGGAUAUGUGCCGGUUUAUAUUACAACAAAACUCGAAGCUCAAUGCGGACGAGUAUUUACUUGGCUCCAAAACACAUCCAGGCCGCAAUUCCCUCGAUCACCGUGGCGAUCCUGAGCAAGUAUCGAAAGCUUAUAUCGAUCUCGUCGGGAUGUGUCUCGCGACAGAGGUACCAACAGUCAUCCAGUACCGGUUUUUGGUUUCCAGUAUGUCCCACCCAAGGGACAUGCUGAUGUGUUUCGAAAGGUUUCAGUACAAUGUUUUCUCUGAAGAGUGGCUUGAUUUCAUCGCCGUAGCCUGGGACGAAGCUGUCAUCCUUUUUGCCCAGCGCUCAAAUCAGGAAUGCAUAUGGAUGUCUUCUCCAGAAGAAAAUGAGUACUGGACUUCUCUAUUUUCUUACAUUAUCGGAGGAGGUGUCGACGUGAGUAGGUUUAUCAAGGGUGUUUCUGCGUGUAGAACUGCAUUGUGGCACAUGGUCAAUGUGGCUACUUGUCCCCAUAAUCUGGAGAGCGCUCUUUUCUGCUGGGGCUCCAUCUUGUGGUUAUGUGGCGUGGAACUUGACCAAUACCUUUCAGAAGAAUGGUCAUACUCUGAUUUUAUGUGGAAAGAUUACUUGGAGGUAGAGCGCACAUUCUCAUGGCCCAGGGACCUGGUCCAACUGAGCAUCAGCGGUUUCGUAUUUCCAUCAUGGACUCGCCGAGUCACGUCGACAAGUCUAGCUUACGAGGUCAGGGAAGAGUUCAAGUAUCUGGGGCCAGACACGCCUUACUCUAUCGAGCCGGCAGCACAGUUUAAGCAAGAUAUCGCAGAGAUGAGUGAGCGACACAUGCACCACAUCUGGAAAACACUGGAUCACCCAACGAUGGAAGAAGUACAGCUAGACGCCUGGCCAUUUGGCUUCUGCCCGCCUAGAGAUUUAAAUCCGGAUUAUUGGAAGUGGUCGCAGUGGUACACUAGUAGAGGAAAGGCUCGGCGAGUCGAACGAUCCUUUAAAAUCGCUCAGGGUCUACUACAUGCGCGCUUUGAGAGACGACAAAAUAAGAAGCUGUACAAGUCGGGUUAUUUCCCUAGGGCUAAGAAACUGCGCGACCUACCUGGGGCAUGGGUUGAUGAUUGA
Molecule: messenger RNA, 2061 nt
Organism: Colletotrichum truncatum
Lineage: Eukaryota; Fungi; Ascomycota; Sordariomycetes; Glomerellales; Glomerellaceae
Source: RefSeq, a predicted model, not a curated record